CGUUUUUUCCCAAUAAUGCUCGUAAGAAAAUACAUGUUGUCUUGCCGAUCGGCCGCCUCUUCGGUGUGCAGGGGAACAGGGCGCUACUGCUCGGAUUCGGGCAGGUCAGGGAUCUUUUUCGUGGAUAUAGGGCAGUUGGAGUGCUCGCAGCCUCGUCCUGGAAAGGCCCUCGACUGUUCCUUUGGUGGCUGGAGCUGCAGCACCGCACCCGGGAAUGCGGGGGGCCUGGAGAACAGCCUGUUUUCCUGCCAGGAGACCUUAUUCCCUUACAUCAAAGACAACGUGAAGGAGUAUCUGCGUGCUCACUGGGAGGAGGAGGAGUGCCAGCGGGAUGUCGGACUUCUGAGGAAACAGGCUCAGGAGGACUCCAGCUUGGACGGAGCCGUGCCAAUCCCUCUGGAGAGCGGAAGUGGGGAAGAGGAGCUGGAGCGGGUCAUCCAGGCGGUUGUGGACAAUGUGCACUGGCAGAUGUCCCUGGACAGGAAGACCACAGCGCUGAAGCAGCUGCAGGGUCACAUGUGGAGGGCAGCCUAUGCAACUGGGCUCGUCAAAGGAGAAAUCUUUGAGGACGUGGUUCCAGCCAUCCGGAAGUGGCGGGAAGCGGGGAUGAAGGUCUAUAUCUACUCUUCAGGCAGCAUUGAAGCCCAGAAGCUUCUGUUUGGAUAUUCUACAGAAGGUGAUAUCCUAGAGCUCUUUGAUGGCCACUUCGAUACCAAAAUAGGCCCCAAGGUAGAAAGUGAGAGCUACAGAAGGAUUGCUGCCAGCAUUGGGUGCGCCACCAACAACAUCCUCUUCCUGACGGAUGUCCCACGAGAAGCCAAUGCGGCCGAGGAAGCAGAUACUCACGUGGCUGUGGUGAUCAGACCAGGCAACGCAGGACUGACAGACGAUGAGAAAUCGUAUUACAGCCUCAUCUCAUCUUUCACCGAACUUUACCUGCCUUCCUCCACCUAGGGAAAGCGGUGCACGCACAAAAGACUGUGCUUCACCUGAAUUGUCCUUGUGAAACAUUAGGUAAUUUUGUCCAUAAUAAGAAUUCAAAACCAAAUCCGCAUCAUGUCUCGGACCCGCAACCAGUGCAGGCAGGUAUGGAUGGACAGUAUGGUGUGGGGUCCCUUGCGCAGUAGGACGGAGGCCUGCUGCCAGCUGGAGCUGGGAACAGGGUGAGGAGCAGCACCCAUGAGCCCUGCUGUUCCUCCCCUUUCCUGGCUAGCAGUUAGCUAAGGAGAUGCUUCCUUCAGAGUCACCCACUGAAAUCUGGUGCUGAGAUGCCCCACCAUGAGCUCUGUCAUUUUUAGCAGCAGUCUGGAAGCAAGGUUUAUGUCCCCUUGUCCCAGAGGGACCCCUGAGGACCAUGAGGGGAUAUGAUCUCCUCCCUGCAAAUGGGGUUGCUGGCUAAGUCAAAACUUUCAAAGUUAGGAUUCCCAAAGCCAACUGUGGGCUGUAAUACAGUAGCUGACAGAGAAAAAGCCAGCCCUUGCUGCAGGCAAGCUCUUUAGAUGAAGAACAACAUAUAUCUUGGCUAUAUCUGCAGCAGGUCUAGGUACAAAACAGUACAACUUCCGUAUGGAAGCUGCUUAGAGCUACACAGCCAGCCUACCAGAAUGAUGUAGAGUAUAUAUAAGUAUAGCUUUAAAAAUUAAAUUCUGGACACACUCCACUGCUGCAUUGUGGUGCUGGGCUAUAGGAUAUAACUGGCUGAACACCAAAGUCAGCUUGACUGCAUUUCUGAAGUAUCUCAGCACUAACCCAUGGAGCUCCUCCUCAGUAGCCAACACCACCCAGUCACCCAUUCAUAGCACUGGUCAGCUGUGAGCAAACCUUGACAAACUGCUCCCAGGGGGGACAUCCUGCUGCAUUUAAUGAGAAUUAAAACCCUGACCUGUUCACCCUACCUAAAUUGUGCCAAUGUAUAUCAGAUGGUCAUGGAGCUUUUCCUAAUAUAGUAAAUAAAAAAACAAUUUGGCUUUCA
Molecule: messenger RNA, 1972 nt
Organism: Neopelma chrysocephalum (saffron-crested tyrant-manakin)
Lineage: Eukaryota; Metazoa; Chordata; Aves; Passeriformes; Pipridae
Gene: ENOPH1
Product: enolase-phosphatase 1
Molecular function (GO): magnesium ion binding; acireductone synthase activity
Source: RefSeq, a predicted model, not a curated record